AGCAGAACAGCCGGCAACGAGCCUCUUCCAUCAUCGCCGCUAGCGCUUCCAUCCAGGCAAGGCCACAACCACUGGCGCACCUGCACCUGCUUUCCUCCACCUUCUGCCUACCUCUCCACUUGUAGUCCUGCACCAAAACUCACCACCACCACCACACCAUCCGUCGCCCGCCACCAUAUUUCUCUCUCCUCCCCACCCUCGGUUCCCGCCUUUGGACACCACAGCCCGGCACCACGCACUCGCCCUUGAUCUCGCAGCAAGGCCACGUCUUUCUCCCUCACCUGUGCAUCUUUGUACGCCCUUUUUAACCAGCCGAUCCCCCCCGUCGACCCUUGCCCGCGCGCAGAUAGGAGCUUGUCACUGAGCUCCCCGAACAGCUGUCCUCGACUGAGAUAGCCCGACCUUCGCACCCUUACCGCUCCCCCCGCAAAAUCCGUCACCAUGAUGUCCGGAGAAGCAUGGCUGUUCCUGCUGUCGGUGUUGAUCAACGCCGUCAACCUCUUCUUGCAGGUUUUCUUCACCAUCAUGUACAGCGAUCUCGAGUGCGAUUACAUCAACCCCAUUGAUCUCUGCAACCGACUCAACACCUACAUCAUCCCCGAGGCCGCCGUUCACGGUUUCCUGACCUUCCUCUUCCUCAUCAACGGAUACUGGGUCCCUCUGAUCCUCAACCUGCCUCUCCUGGCCUGGAACGUCAAGAAGAUCGUCGACAACACUCACCUGCUCGACGCCACCGAGAUCUUCCGCAAGCUCAACGUUCACAAGAAGGAGUCUUUCUUCAAGCUGGGCUUCCACCUCAUCAUGUUCUUCUUCUAUCUCUACAGCAUGAUUGUGGCUCUCAUCCGGGACGAGUCCUCUUAAGCGCCCUCGACCGAAUCUCGAACCGGUACCUGAUUCGCAACAGAGACCAUCUCUGGCCGGCAGGGCGGAUUAGGAGUGCUUUUUAGCGUGCAAAUCAACCUCAAGCAGCGCUGACUGGGCAAGUCGCGCGGCGAGGAGAGGGGAGGAGUCUGUCUGCUGAUGCAGUACAUAACGAGUGGAAGAUGGCAUAGAUUGAUGACAUUUCUAAAGAGACGGGCUUGGCGUAUAUAAGUGCUAUCAUGCCGGAUGGCGCUGUGGAUUGAUUAUUUCCUGACGGCUAGGCUGUGCUACGAGCCGGUUUGUGCGAGCUAGGAGCUUUAGUUGCCUCCUCGCCAUUUGUUCGGUCAACGUCCUGGCAUGAUAAUUGAGUAAUGAUCAAACUAAGAAAUCGCAUGCGAGAAUACUCAAUACCAG
Messenger RNA from Ilyonectria robusta, 1275 nucleotides. RefSeq names its product cornichon. Lineage: Eukaryota; Fungi; Ascomycota; Sordariomycetes; Hypocreales; Nectriaceae. Bases 442 to 861 code for a protein of 139 amino acids. Gene Ontology annotation, biological process: endoplasmic reticulum to Golgi vesicle-mediated transport. The record is from RefSeq and is a predicted model, not a curated record. Gene Ontology annotation, cellular component: COPII-coated ER to Golgi transport vesicle; endoplasmic reticulum membrane. The transcript is spliced from 4 exons.